AUGCUCUCGCAGUGCACGUUUGUGAUGUCGCGAUGGACAUCGCGCCUGCCCCCGUUUCUGCGGCGUGCCGUGCAAGUGGAACAGAUGGAGAUGGACUCGGCUCUGUCUCAGAUGUACUCCUUGUGCCUCAAACCCUCCCUGGUGAGCAAAAUGAGUCGGGCCCGGAAGAUGACGAAGGGCCACUACUACCGUGAUGACCCUGCGUUUCUCAUGCUGCAGCUCGUGUUCAUCGUCGUCGUCUCGGUUGCGCAGUGGCUACUGCUAGGUAUGAGCAGAUCGCUGGUGGGCAUUCUGUUUUCCGCCAUCGCAUGGUACGUGCUGAGCGGAUUAGGCAUGGCGUGUGUAUGGCGUGCGGUCGCAGUGAUGUAUCUUUCCCCAUCUUCAACAUCCACGCAUGGCGGAGUUCUGACUGGGGCCACCUCAGCCCUCGGCGUCGACUCCGUUGUGGACUACCUGCGCCCUGACCUGGACUGGCGCUACGCCUUUGACGUGCACUGCAACGGCUACUUCACGUUCUUCAUUUGGACAGAGGUGAUCGCGUACUUUCUGGCCCCUGUCAUGAGCGUGUCAUGGGUGAGCAACGCGGUUGUCAGCAUUGGAACUACCACAUACCUGUACAGUGUCUUCUUGGGCUACCUGGAGAUCCCGUCGUUGUCCUACCAGCAGCGUCUGCUCUAUCCUGUGCUGAUUGUAGGCGUGCUGUUCCUUCUUCUUAGCUUCUCCGAUAUCAAUGUUGGGGUGAAAUUGUGGCUGCAGCAAUGCGCCAAAUAA
Messenger RNA from Leishmania braziliensis MHOM/BR/75/M2904, 771 nucleotides. RefSeq lists its product as hypothetical. Gene Ontology annotation, cellular component: Golgi membrane. The coding region runs from base 1 to 771 and encodes 256 amino acids. The record is from RefSeq and is a predicted model, not a curated record. The transcript has a single exon. Lineage: Eukaryota; Euglenozoa; Kinetoplastea; Trypanosomatida; Trypanosomatidae.